This is a messenger RNA of Sporothrix brasiliensis 5110, 1002 nucleotides long. RefSeq names its product transcription factor. The record is from RefSeq and is a predicted model, not a curated record. The coding region runs from base 1 to 1002 and encodes 333 amino acids. The transcript is spliced from 4 exons. Lineage: Eukaryota; Fungi; Ascomycota; Sordariomycetes; Ophiostomatales; Ophiostomataceae.
AUGGCAAACCGCGGACGAGGCGCCGGCGCAAGCUACCCACCGAGCAACAAUGCGCCACCACGGCAAAACGAGUAUUUUGUUCCCCGCGACGGCAUUGACCGUGAAGUCAUCACGGCCGACAUCUGUCGGUACUUGGGCAACGAUGCCCUUGUCCGCCCGGGCACACACACAAAUGAUAGUGGCCGUGUCAUCCAGGGCUACUUCAUCACCGCAUAUCGUAACUUGACAUCCGCUAUGAUCGCCGAUCUCAAGACCGACUCUGCGCGCUGGGACGCAGAGAGGCGGAAGAUCAAAUACCAGGACUCCCAGAUUAGAGACGGCCCGCAGCGCGGCGGCAACGUCAAUAUUCCUGUCGGAGGUGGUAACGGCGGAGGCGCCCCGUACGGCGGCUUGCAGUCUUCCUAUGGCGGCAACUCUGCCGGCAACUACGACAGCGGCCCUCGCUAUCCAGGCAGCGAGGCACCAGGAUACAGCGCCUCUGGACCAGGAGGACCAGGCCCGGGCUCCUAUGGCCCGCCUGGAGGACACGGCGGUUACAACAACGCUCCAUACGCGCAGGGCGGACUACCACCCCAGACACAGUACCCUUCGCAGCAACAAUCUCCCCAGGAUCCGAGAUACGGUGGCCCGCCUCCUCAGGUCGGCGGCCUUGGCGGUAUUGGCGGCAACUACGGCGGACCUAUCGGGGGCGCCGCCCACCCGCAACCACACGGCCAGGACGGCUACGCAAGUGGCGCACACUACGCCGUAGUGUCCAACCGGGAUGCCUACUCCAUGGACAUGCAGAUGACGGAUGCCCCCUUGGCCCCCGCACGACGCAACUCCCCGCCCAGUGGCCCUGGCGGGUUCGGAAACCAAGGCAACAGCAGCCGCGGCUCGUACGGCAGCGGCGCACCCGGCACUGGUGGUGGCUACGGCGGAUACUCGGCGCCGCCGCCACCAGCAAGUCACGCCGCUGCGUAUGGCCAGCCUAUCGACGGUGGCUACGGACGAGGUAGGUGA